AUCCCCGGCUAGACUCGAUCAGAGGCGGCUUGUGAGAAGUUUAUCUACUGAAUACGGGGAAAUAUUUUCACCGAAUAGUGUCAAUCUAUAUUUCUAUAAGAAAUAUUUAACUUGAAUGCUGACACUAAUGUUUGACAAAACAAAUACUCUUUGAGGAACAAUUUGCAGACUCCCCCUACUCGGUGUUCCGGCUGCGUGGAAAUGAUGCGGACCCCGUAACUUCAACCAGAAGGUGCCUCCUAGCUGUAAGGAACAGGAGAGGAGUGUGAACUGGCUUGAAGUGUGUUUAAAUGAAGGUUGUCCGAUGAACAGUCAGCACAGUAAAUAUGUGUACAGCUGUGCAUGUGACGAUUAAUAAUCCGUUAUUAAUCCGUUCUUCACGUCUCGUUAGCUUUUUUCAUUGGUGAGCCCACUGUGACGCUCCUCUGAGACUCCUGGGAAUCCCUGGGACAUCAGACUCAACCAUGUCCAUGUUCAGCACAGGCAUCCUUGUGCUGACAUCUCCUCUGCAGACUCUCCCGUUACGCAUCGCUCCAGUGCUCAGCUCGGCCGCUCAGCUCGUAGACCGCACGCUGUACGUCCACCUCCAUCCCGGGCUUAACCUGACCAGUGGGACCCAACCUCGACCCGUUUUCAUUCCACCCGUAGUCGACCUGUCCACGCUCAUCACUCGACUCUACAACAACGCAGCGGAUGUAUGCGGCCACCUGGAUGUUCGGGUUUUGCUCACUAAUAUUCGCGCUCAGCCGGCUGCCAGCGGCGGAGCCACGACUCCAAACUGCCCCUUCCCCACACCGCAGCCUCUGUUUCACUCCCCAGACGUGGUGCUGACGGACUUUGCGCUGCAGGACCCGCAUCAGUCCCACCAGGUCCAGCAGUGUCUGGAGAAGUACACCGGUCACUGUUAUGUCUGUAGACCCGGUAUCUCAUCGGUGUUGCUUCAUCCGCAACUGGUGAAGCUGCAGGAGAACGAGGAAGCAGCAGAAAGUGACGAAGAACAAAAGGCCGAGCCCAUAGAAACCUACAGUGAUGUAGUGGUAGGAGGAACGUUCGACCGCCUGCAUGGAGCCCACAAGACGCUGCUCAGCAUCUCAUGUCUCCUGGCCAACAGAAGGUUUGUCAUUGGUGUGUGCGACCAAGCAAUGCUUAAAAAAAAAGUUCUAAAGGAGCUGAUUGAGCCGUACUCAGUGCGAGUGCAGAGACUCCAGGAGUUUCUGCAGGACACCAAACCGUCCCUGCAGGUUGAGAUGGUCCCACUUGAAGACCCCUUCGGCGUGUCCAUCGUGGACCCUCAGCUGAAGUGCAUCGUGGUCAGCGAGGAAACGAGAAAGGGCGGCGAGGCUGUCAACGCAAAACGCGCUGAGAACGACCUUCCACCUCUUGUCCUUUAUGAGAUCCAGCUGCUUAAGGACGCGCACCGCAACGAAAUUGAGGAGGAGAAGAUCAGCUCGUCCAGUCUACGCUCUCGUCUACUUGGCACCCUCCUUAUCCCGCCUAAAGGUUCGCCCCACCUCCCUCCUACCCCCUAUGUGAUUGGUCUGACGGGAAGCAGCGGCAGCGGAAAGAGCUCCGUGGCCACACAGCUGGAGGUUCUUGGCGCGGUUCGGAUCGAGUGUGAUAAGCUGGGUCAUGAGGUGUACCAGCCCGGUGCACAAUGCUAUCAGAAAGUACUCCAAGUUUUUGGAUCAGAGAUUCUGAAUGAAGAUAAAACCAUCAACCGGCGAGCUUUAGCAUCAAAAGUCUUCGGGAACCAGGCGCGGUUAAAAUGUCUGACAGACAUUGUGUGGCCUGAGAUUGCUAUUCUGGUCAAGCAAGCAAUAAACCAAGCCAGGACAGAAGGUAAGGAGGUUUGUGUGGUGGAUGCAGCUGUUCUUCUGGAGGCUGGCUGGACAGACUUGGUCCACGAGGUUUGGGUCCUUAUCAUUCCUGAGGAGGAGGCUGUGACAAGAAUAACCAAACGGGACAGAGUCAGCAGAGAAGAUGCCCUGCGCAGGCUGCAGAGUCAGUGGCCAAGCAGCAAACAGGUCAAGCAUGCUAACGUAGUGCUGAGCACUCUGUGGGAGUCAGAGGUCACCCAGAAACAGGUACUAAAAGCUUGGAAUCUCCUUCAGAAGAGAAUCCUGAAGACAGAGGGAUGAUAGAAAAAUAUCUCUGGAUUACAUCAGCUUUGACUUGUGGAGAGAAAACGCAGAAGGAAGUGUGUGUGUGCGCCAAUGACCAAUCCACUGGAGGAAACACUGCCUUAAACAAAACGCGAGGACAGUCAUCAUGCACCUCGAGCUAACCAAGCAGGCUCCUUCACUUUAUUCAAGAACUCAGUGCCUGGGCCUCUGCAGAGGUUUUUAAAAGUGUCAUUUUAUGUCCAAGAUGCAAUUUAAGGAUGGAUGAGAGAAAGUCAACUUGGAAGCGAAGAUAAUUUUGAUUUUAAAUGAGUAACCAGAGAGUUGUCUUUAAAUGACCAGUGAACGUUACAUAUUUCAACAUGUGUUCUUGGCUGUGUCUCAUGUUGAUACUAUAAAUUACUAAGGUAUUAUAGUUCAGAAAUAUGUGGAUUCUAAUUUGUAAAUAAAUCCUUAUUUCAUAAAUAGGCAUUACUUAAAGUCUCUGAACUUUGUGAUUAGUUUCCAGAAAGGAGAAAUUGAUUAAAAAAAAAAAAGAAGAAGUUUGGGGCAGAUUCUGAGAUC
Messenger RNA from Gambusia affinis (western mosquitofish), 2684 nucleotides. RefSeq names its product CoA synthase (gene coasy). The coding region runs from base 465 to 2138 and encodes 557 amino acids. Gene Ontology annotation, biological process: coenzyme A biosynthetic process. NCBI's taxonomy places the organism in Eukaryota, Metazoa, Chordata, Actinopteri, Cyprinodontiformes, Poeciliidae. The transcript has 10 exons. The record is from RefSeq and is a predicted model, not a curated record. Gene Ontology annotation, molecular function: ATP binding; dephospho-CoA kinase activity.